Messenger RNA from Ruditapes philippinarum (Manila clam), 2266 nucleotides. Its product is annotated as E3 ubiquitin-protein ligase TRIM71-like. Gene Ontology annotation, biological process: positive regulation of DNA-templated transcription. The transcript has 2 exons. The record is from RefSeq and is a predicted model, not a curated record. Gene Ontology annotation, cellular component: chromatin; nucleoplasm. Bases 101 to 1873 code for a protein of 590 amino acids. Lineage: Eukaryota; Metazoa; Mollusca; Bivalvia; Venerida; Veneridae. Gene Ontology annotation, molecular function: ubiquitin-protein transferase activity; zinc ion binding.
AUACCAUUGAGUAGACUUCAGUGCGACUUGUCGGAUCAAUAACUUAAGAAGACAUUUUUUUUCAAUAUCCAAAUGAGAAGUAUAAAUCACUGGCAAUAUUAUGGCUGUACCUGGUAAAAAGUCAUCUCAAAAAGUCUCAUCUACACUAUCUCAAGGUGGUGCUGAAGAUUUUGACAUAUUCUGUAAUCAAUGUGACAGAGAUGACAUCAGACUACCUGCCUUUGGUUACUGUCUCGAUUGUGAGGUACAUUUAUGUCAAACUUGCUAUAACACUCACAGGCGACCAAAACCACUAAGCCAUCAUCAACUUCUAGAUAAAGAUCACAUGCCACAAAAACAAAACCUCAGUAAGUCAUUAAAAUCUACUUCAGGCGCACAGGAUGGUGAUUUAUCAAAGCCUUGUACCAAACAUACCAAAGAAGUGAUCAAGUUCUACUGUCAUGACCAUAAUACACUAAUAUGUAGUGUAUGUGUGACCCUUGAACACACAAAAACAUCCUGCAAUGUGGACUACAUACCUGAUAUAUCAGGGCAGAUUUUAAACAGCACAGAGUUCAAAGAAACUAUUACAGAUAUUCACAAAUUAACAGAGAAAUGCUGCCAGAUUACAAAAGAUAUGAAACAACUAGUUGCUAAAUCAACAAAUUCUCUGAAAGAUGCUAUAGCAGAGAUAGACAACUUCAGGACAGAGAUAAACAAGAGAUUAGAUGAACUAGAAAAGGAGGUUAAAGAUACUGCAACAACAAUUCAGCAUGACAACAACAAAAAGUUGAAAACAACAGAAAUAACAUGUGAUAACAUCAACAGAUCACUCCAAGCUACAGGUGAUACUCUAAAACAUCUCAACACCAACAAGAAAACUGACCAACUGUUUACUGAAUUGAAAACAGCUCAGCAACAGAUAUUACACAAUGAAAAUAUAGCAAAAAAACUACCAACAACCAAUGAUGUUGAUGAAUACAAUUUUGAACCAAAUCAUGCUAUCAAAAAGCUCCUUCAGAAUGAGAAGUCAUUGGGAGCAUUGAGAAAAAAGGAAAUACAGCAACCAGCUCAACCAAAGAAUAAGGCUGCAGUACCAGUGAAAAUGUCCACCCUCAGAAACAUCAAUGUUAAAACAUCCUCAGAUACAAAGGAUUGCGAGAUUUCUGGUAUAACUGUCUCUCCUCAAAAUCAAUUAUUUGUAGCAGAUUACAAUAAUUCCUCAAUUAAAAUGAUAGACAUAAACAGUGAAAAAAUCAAACAACUACAGCUUGAAUCAGGCCCCUGGGAUAUCACCAUAGUGACCAGAGAUACACUCGCUGUUACAUUACCACACAUUGGAACAAUACAGUUCAUUUCCUUCUCCUCAAACUCUCUCUCAUUGAAAAACAAACUGAAAGUAGAUGGAGAGUGCUUUGGAAUAAGCCAUCAUCAGGGGAAACUUGCACUUACAUUUACAUUUCCUGGCAAACUCCAAAUCAUGGACUUGAAAGGUAAUAUUAAAAUUACAGUUGAGAGAGAUUCCAAUGGUGACAGUAUUUUCAGUGACCCUUGGUAUGUCACCACAAACAAUCAUUCAAUCUAUGUAUCUGCUCAUGACAAAAAAGAAGUUAUAUGGUUUAAUUGGCAAGGAGAGAUAAUAGGAAGGAAUGUAGAUAUUGAAAGACCAGAGGGUAUUUCACUGUUAGAUGACGGGUCCUUCUUUGUGAGUAAUUACUCGGGUGAAUGUAUAUAUAGAGUUAGUAGUGAUUGUAAAGACAUGACAACUAUACUGAAUGUGGAGUAUGCUCAUGCUAUAUGUUGGUGUGCUGAGACAAGUACACUUUAUUUAAGUACAUACAAAGAUUAUUUUGACGAGAGGAACAAUCAUAUCAAAGUGUAUAAAAUGGUGUAGAACCAAGAAAUGACAAUUGAUGCAGUCAAGGAUAGACAAGAUACUACCAUUAAGUACAUCAGAUCAAGCAACCCUAAUCAAGAUCACCAGCAGCAUUCAAGAUCACCAGUAGAAUUCAAGAUCACCAGUAUUCAAGAUCAUCAGUUUUCAAGAUCACCAGCACUCAAGAUAACUAGCAUCCAAGAUGACUAGUAUUUAAAACCACCAGUAUUCAAGAUCACCAGCAUUCAAGACCACCAGUAUUCAAUAUUUUGCAUUCAAGAUAACUAGCAUUCAAGAUAACUAGUAUUCAAGAUCACCAUUAUUCUAGAUAACAAGCACUCACUUAAAAUUUAGCAACAUUAUAAUGGUAUUCAAUAUCAUUUGUUUUUUGUUGGUUUUUGUAUAUGUGCU